This is a messenger RNA of Neltuma alba, 1032 nucleotides long. RefSeq lists its product as uncharacterized. The transcript is spliced from 5 exons. Gene Ontology annotation, molecular function: cytoskeletal motor activity. Bases 1 to 1032 code for a protein of 343 amino acids. The record is from RefSeq and is a predicted model, not a curated record. Lineage: Eukaryota; Viridiplantae; Streptophyta; Magnoliopsida; Fabales; Fabaceae. Gene Ontology annotation, cellular component: myosin complex.
AUGGAUAUUGAGAUUCAUUUCAAAUUCUAUACAAGCGUGGAAUCACUGUGUGAUGAAUGCCGUUUACAGAUCGGGUUCAUAAACGAUGCCCCGUUUCUUUCUCCAUUGUCAAGCAGUGAGAUUUGGGAUAACCUUUAUGGUCAUUAUUGUGCUUGUGUCCUAGUUGUGAUCAGAAACUCCCGAAACCUUCUUUCUUUGGGAUCGAAGCCUGUGAAUCUGAAGACGAUCUCGGGAGUCAGUUACAGCCUGCAUGGCACAAUAGCUUUCGCCAAACUCGCUGCUUGCUGCGACGUCCCCGAGCCGAGAAAAGGCAUCAAGAUGAUGGAACGUUUCAGGUUGAAGAGACAGGCUCCCAUUUCAGAAUCCAAAACCGAGCCUGAUCCCAAAAAUGACGGCGUCGUCGUGCCCGAUGAUCCCUUCCCUCCCCACCUUAACAUUCCCCAGGAACGCGAAGCAACCGCGCGACUUGAACCUUCCAAUAGCCACGUCUACACCGAAGAUGAAGACCCGUUCAUGGGUUUAAAGCUUCGAAGAAUGGCCUCCUCUGUCCCAGAUUAUAGAGGGGACUACAUUGACAUGUCUUCUCACCCGCUCUUAUUGAAGAUUUUGCAGAAACAAGGAGACGAGCAAGUUCUAUUUGCAGAUAAAGUUUUGAGGUUAACAGGCUCAGGGAAGAUGAAACGCCGUAUUCUGUUGAUUACUGAGUUUGCCAUUUACAUUGUUGACCCAGAGUCCGAUGCGCUUAGAAGAAGGAUUACCCUUGCAGCUGUUGAGAAAAUGUAUCUCAGUGCGCUGAGUGAUAACUUUUUUGCAAUAAUAAUUCCAACAGAGUAUGAUCUACUCAUGGUUAGUACGCGAAAGACAGAAAUUGUGACUGUGUUAGUUAAAGCUACCAAGAAGGCUUCUAAUCAUGAACUCAAAUUGGGUUUCUCCAAUUGUUUUGAAUACCAUGCAGCAGCUGACCUGCCAAAGGAAAUCCAAUUUGAAGAAGUUGAAGGGGGUGUUAAAACAAUAAUUUCAAGGAGGGAGUAA